Messenger RNA from Drosophila simulans, 9110 nucleotides. RefSeq names its product protein sidekick (gene sdk). Gene Ontology annotation, biological process: cell-cell adhesion. The record is from RefSeq and is a predicted model, not a curated record. Bases 396 to 7235 code for a protein of 2279 amino acids. Gene Ontology annotation, molecular function: protein binding. NCBI's taxonomy places the organism in Eukaryota, Metazoa, Arthropoda, Insecta, Diptera, Drosophilidae. The transcript has 18 exons.
AGAAGCAGCGCAGCGCAGCAGCGACUGCGACGGGGCAGCGCAGUUCGUUUUGUGCGCGCGUAGUGAACGGUUGUCUUUCGGUUGCUCGUCGGGGAGUUGCGAAUUCAGCGACUACAAAUGGCGACUUGUGCCUGCCGGACCCUGGAGUUAAUUGUUAAUUGUUAAUCGCUGUGGUGCUAAGCGUUGGCCGAACGGUUUAUGGGUUUAUGGUAACCCUGGUGGCAGAAAGGAGAACAAACUUGUGUCCAGAAGGAAGGAGGAAAAGCACCAAAAAAGAUGUGAGAGAUGUGUAAUUAAAACAAGACUUUUCACUAAAAACUAGAAGACCGAAGGAAGGCCGCUGAGAAAACAUAAAGCGAAAUCCCAGAAAUACAAAUACCAAAAGGCAACAACAAAUGCUCAAAUCUGCGGCGUCGUCGCUGCGUCGACGUCGUCCAAAAACAACAAUAACAGCAACAACAGCCAUCGAGAUGCCGUCGCAGCCGCAGUUGGCGUCGCUGCUUGCAGUGCUGGUUUUGCUCUGCUACUGCGACAGCUGCUUUUUUUGUUACGCGGAUGCCAAUCUACAGCAGCAGAAUUCAAUCGUCCAGCAGCAGCAACUCCAGGCUCCUCGGUUCACCACGCAUCCAUCGUCUUCGGGAUCGAUUGUCAGCGAGGGCAGCACCAAGAUACUUCAGUGCCAUGCGCUGGGAUACCCGCAGCCCACAUACCGAUGGCUAAAGGACGGCGUCCCCGUGGGCGACUUCUCAUCCAGCCAGUUCUACCGAUUCCACAGCACACGGCGGGAGGAUGCGGGCAGCUAUCAGUGCAUUGCCAGAAAUGAUGCCGGAUCCAUAUUCAGCGAAAAGAGCGACGUUGUCGUGGCCUACAUGGGCAUCUUUGAGAACACCACAGAGGGUCGUCUGACGGUGGUCAGUGGUCACCCUGCUAUAUUCGAUAUGCCCCCCAUUGAAUCUGUGCCCGUGCCGUCGGUUAUGUGGCAAUCGGAGGAUGGACCUCUGAAUUACGACAUCAAGUACGCCUUCACUCACGCCAACCAGUUGAUUAUUUUAAGUGCUGAUGAAAACGAUCGCAAGGGAUACCGGGCUAAGGCCAUCAACACGCAGUUGGGCAAAGAGGAGAGCAGCGCCUUUGUGCACCUGAACGUCAGUGGAGAUCCGUACAUAGAGGUGGCGCCCGAAAUCAUAGUGCGCCCGCAGGACGUGAAGGUCAAAGUGGGUACCGGAGUGGUUGAGCUGCAGUGCAUUGCGAAUGCCAGGCCCUUGCACGAACUGGAGACGCUUUGGCUGAAAGACGGUCUCGCCGUAGAAACUGCCGGAGUGAGGCACACUCUCAACGAUCCAUGGAAUCGAACGUUGGCCCUGCUGCAGGCGAACAGCUCACAUUCCGGGGAAUACACCUGCCAGGUGCGAUUGCGCAGUGGUGGCUACCCGGCCGUCAGUGCUUCGGCUCGCCUCCAAAUCCUCGAGCCGCCACUCUUUUUCACACCCAUGCGGGCGGAAACCUUUGGCGAAUUCGGGGGACAGGUGCAGCUAACCUGCGAUGUGGUCGGCGAACCCACGCCCCAGGUCAAGUGGUUCAGGAACGCAGAAUCGGUGGAUGCACACAUUGAGAGUGGAAGAUACACGUUGAACACGGAUAAUACGCUGGUAAUUAAGAAACUAAUCCUGGAUGAUGCUGCCAUGUUUCAGUGUUUGGCCAUCAACGAAGCGGGGGAGAAUUCGGCGAGCACCUGGCUGCGCGUAAAAACAAAAACGGCCAAGAACCGCGUGAAGCGCUUGGCCCAGCCGCGAAUCCUGAGGGUAAGAGCUUCGCAUGCUGGCUUGGGAUCGGAAUCUGGUUCCUCUGAUAGACGCAAGGAGUUUCGCUUUGCAUCGGCUCCAAUUAUGGAGCUGCCGCCCCAAAAUGUGACCGCCUUGGAUGGCAAGGACGCAACUAUUUCCUGCCGGGCAGUUGGAUCGCCCAAUCCCAACAUAACCUGGAUAUACAAUGAGACCCAACUGGUAGAUAUAUCCAGCCGGGUGCAGAUACUCGAGUCGGGUGACCUGCUCAUCUCGAACAUCCGAUCUGUGGACGCCGGCCUCUAUAUCUGCGUACGAGCCAACGAGGCGGGCAGCGUCAAGGGCGAGGCCUAUUUGAGUGUUUUGGUGCGGACGCAAAUCAUCCAACCGCCUGUGGACACAACGGUGCUACUUGGCUUAACGGCCACCUUGCAGUGCAAGGUGUCCAGUGAUCCCAGUGUCCCGUACAACAUCGACUGGUAUCGCGAGGGUCAGUCGUCGACGCCCAUCAGUAAUUCGCAGCGCAUUGGUGUCCAGGCGGACGGUCAACUGGAGAUCCAGGCGGUGCGGGCGAGCGACGUCGGGAGUUAUGCCUGUGUGGUCACUUCUCCCGGGGGAAACGAGACGCGGGCCGCCCGCCUCAGCGUCAUCGAACUCCCGUUCCCACCCAGCAAUGUGAAGGUGGAACGACUACCGGAACCGCAACAGCGCAGCAUCAACGUGUCCUGGACUCCGGGAUUCGAUGGCAACAGUCCAAUAUCCAAAUUUAUUAUCCAGCGACGUGAGGUCUCCGAAUUAGAAAAAUUCGUAGGUCCAGUUCCAGACCCUCUGCUCAACUGGAUUACCGAGCUGAGCAAUGUCUCGGCGGACCAACGUUGGAUCCUGCUCGAGAACCUCAAAGCGGCCACCGUUUAUCAGUUUAGGGUUAGUGCUGUCAAUCGGGUGGGCGAGGGUUCGCCAUCGGAACCCAGUAACGUCGUCGAGCUGCCCCAGGAAGAGUUUCCGCUUCACCGAGCUCCUUCGGGUCCACCGGUGGGAUUUGUUGGAUCCGCCCGCUCGAUGUCAGAGAUCAUCACGCAAUGGCAGCCACCGUUGGAGGAGCAUCGCAAUGGCCAGAUCCUGGGAUACAUUCUCCGGUACCGCCUAUUCGGUUACAACAAUGUGCCUUGGUCCUACCAGAAUAUUACCAACGAAGCGCAGCGCAACUUCCUGAUUCAAGAACUGAUCACCUGGAAGGAUUACAUCGUGCAGAUCGCAGCAUACAACAACAUGGGCGUGGGUGUCUACACCGAGGGCUCCAAAAUAAAAACCAAGGAAGGAGUCCCAGAAGCACCCCCCACGAAUGUAAAAGUAGAAGCUAUCAACUCGACGGCAGCCAGGUGCCGGUGGACUCCACCCAAUCCGCAGCAGAUUAAUGGCAUCAACCAGGGCUAUAAGAUCCAGGCAUGGCAACGUCGGUUGAUAGAUGGCGAGUGGAGGGACAUUGAACGACGCAUGAAAACAGUGCCCCCUAGUCUGAUUGAUCCACUGGCGGAACAGACAGCUAUCCUCGGAGGACUUGAAAAGUUUACCGAGUACAAUAUCAGUGUGCUAUGCUUCACGGACCCUGGCGAUGGUGUGGCCAGUAUUCAAGUGGCAGUGAUGACCAUGGAUGACGUACCCGACGAGGUGACCGGAUUGCAUUUCGAUGACGUCUCCGAUAGAUCCGUUAAAGUUCUCUGGGCGCCACCGCGCGCUUCGAACGGUAUCCUAACGGGCUAUACGGUUCGCUACCAAGUCAAGGAUCGCCCGGAUACCCUGAAAUCCUUUAAUCUGACAGCGGAUGAUACAGAGUUGACGGUGAACCAAUUGCAGGCCACCACGCACUAUUGGUUUGAGAUUUUCGCGUGGACGCGUGUGGGCAGUGGAAUUCCGAAAACAGCCACCAUUCAGUCCGGCGUAGAACCAGUUCUCCCACAUGCACCCACUGCUCUGGCAUUAUCCAAUAUCGAAGCAUUCUCUGUUGUUCUGCAGUUCACUCCGGGCUUUGAUGGCAACUCCAGCAUUACCAAAUGGAAAGUGGAGGGACAAACGGCCAGAAAUAUGACUUGGUUUACCAUUUGCGAGAUAAAUGAUCCCGAUGCAGAGACCUUGACCGUCACUGGCUUGGUGCCGUUUACCCAGUACAGGCUGAGAUUGAGUGCUAGCAAUGUGGUUGGCAGCUCGAAGCCCUCGGAGGCAACCAAGGAUUUCCAGACGAUUCAAGCCAGGCCCAAACAUCCACCGUUCAACGUAACCGUGCGGGCAAUGAGUGCUCAACAACUGCGGGUUCGCUGGAUUCCACUGCAACAAACCGAAUGGUAUGGAAAUCCCCGGGGCUAUAAUAUAUCCUACAAGCAGCUGGUCAAAACUCCCGGGACCAUUAAAUACGUACCCCGGUCAGUGGUGAUCGAAGAUCACACAGCCAACUCCCACGUGUUAGAUAGUCUGGAGGAGUGGACACUGUAUGAGGUGAAAAUGAAUGCCUGCAACGAUGUGGGAUGUUCAAAAGAGAGUGACACUGCCGUGGAGAGAACUCGCGAAGCUGUUCCUAGCUAUGGACCCCUGGAUGUCCAGGCGAAUGCCACAUCAUCCACCACAGUGGUUGUGCAAUGGGGUGAGGUUCCCCGACAACACAGGAAUGGUCAGAUAGAUGGCUACAAGGUGUUUUAUGCCGCCGCAGAUCGGGGACAACAGGUGCUGCACAAGACGAUACCCAAUAAUGCCACAUUUACCACUACCUUGACAGAACUGAAAAAAUACGUGGUUUACCAUGUUCAGGUUCUGGCCUACACCAGAUUGGGUAAUGGUGCUCUAAGCACUCCACCCAUUAGAGUUCAGACCUUUGAGGAUACCCCUGGAGUGCCAUCGAACGUUAGUUUUCCCGAUGUCUCCUUGACCAUGGCUCGCAUAAUUUGGGAUGUGCCUGUGGAUCCUAAUGGCAAGAUCUUGGCUUAUCAGGUCACGUACACAUUAAAUGGUAGUGCCAUGCUGAACUACAGCCGAGAGUUUCCGCCUUCCGAUCGAACAUUCCGGGCGACAGAAUUACUUCCCGGAAAGUAUUACAGCUUUAGUUGUACGGCUCAAACGCGACUGGGAUGGGGAAAAAUAGCUACUGCUCUCGUGUACACUACCAACAACAGGGAGAGACCUCAGGCACCUUCGGUUCCGCAAAUAUCACGCAGUCAGAUUCAGGCCCAUCAAAUCACCUUCAGUUGGACACCAGGAAGAGAUGGCUUUGCGCCACUUCGCUACUACACAGUGGAAAUGCGUGAAAACGAGGGCAGGUGGCAACCACUUCCAGAAAGGGUGGAUCCAUCUCUUAGUUCCUUUACAGCAGUUGGUCUGAGACCCUAUAUGACAUAUCAAUUCCGCAUACAGGCCACCAAUGACCUGGGACCGUCCGCUUUUAGUCGAGAAAGUGUUAUCGUGAGAACCUUACCCGCUGCUCCGGCAGUGGGAGUUGGAGGUCUCAAGGUAGUUCCCAUAACCACAACUUCGGUGAGGGUGCAGUGGAGUGCUCUGGAGACUGCAUUGUGGAAUGGUGAUGCCUCAACUGGUGGCUACAGGAUUUUAUAUCAACAACUCUCCGAUUUCCCCACCGCCCUGCAGUCUACACCCAAAACGGAUGUGCACGGCAUCAAUGAGAACAGUGUGGUUCUGUCGGAUCUUCAACAGGAUCGCAACUAUGAAAUUGUGGUGCUACCAUUUAAUUCCCAGGGCCCUGGGCCAGCCACACCCCCCGCAGCGGUCUAUGUUGGCGAAGCGGUGCCGACUGGGGAACCGAGAGCCGUAGAUGCAGCACCCAUUUCCAGCACGGAAGUGCGAUUACUGUGGAAGCCACCAAAGCAGAGCAUGCAGAAUGGAGAUAUUUUAGGAUAUAAGAUCUACUACCUGGUCACUUAUUCACCGCAAGCGUUGGAACCAGGUCGCAAAUGGGAGGAGGAAAUCGAGGUUGUUUCGGCCACGGCAACUUCCCACAGUCUCGUGUUCCUUGAUAAGUUCACCGAGUAUCGAAUCCAACUGCUGGCCUUCAAUCCGGCGGGAGAUGGACCACGAUCCGCCCCAAUUACCGUGAAAACACUGCCAGGAGUACCAAGUGCUCCACUUCACCUUAGAUUUUCAGAUAUCACCAUGCAGAGCUUGGAGGUUACCUGGGAUCCACCGAAGUUCCUCAACGGUGAGAUCUUGGGGUACUUGGUUACCUACGAAACCACCGAGGAGAAUGAAAAGUUCAGCAAGCAAGUGAAACAAAAGGUAUCUAAUACAACACUGCGUGUUCAAAAUCUCGAGGAAGAGGUCACCUAUACAUUCACUGUCCGUGCUCAAACGUCCGUCGAUUACGGGCCGGGUAUAAGUGAGAAUGUGACAACAGGGCCUCAAGAUGGGUCCCCAGUUGCGCCGCGUGAUCUCAUCCUGACCAAGACGCUAUCCAGCGUAGAAAUGCAUUGGAUAAAUGGUCCUUCCGGGAGGGGACCCAUUCUGGGCUAUCUUAUCGAGGCGAAGAAGCGAGAAAAAGGAGAGCCGUCAUUUGUUUACGACUCGCGGUGGACAAAAAUCGAGCAGACCAGAAAGGGCAUGAUGCAGGAUUUUACGGUCAGCUAUCACAUACUGAUGCCCUCCACUGCGUACACAUUCCGUGUGAUUGCGUAUAACCGUUACGGCAUUUCGUUCCCCGUGUACUCCAAGGACUCGAUCCUGACGCCUUCCAAACUCCAUCUCGAGUAUGGUUACCUGCAGCACAAGCCCUUUUAUCGGCAAACCUGGUUUAUGGUUUCGCUGGCGGCAACUUCGAUUGUGAUCAUCGUGAUGGUUAUUGCUGUGUUGUGUGUCAAGAGCAAGAGCUACAAAUAUAAACAAGAGGCACAAAAGACUCUCGAGGAAUCUAUGGCCAUGUCAAUUGACGAGCGACAAGAGUUGGCUCUGGAGCUGUAUCGCUCUCGCCACGGAGUUGGAACUGGUACCCUGAACAGUGUAGGCACUCUGCGAAGCGGCACCUUGGGGACUCUGGGCAGAAAGUCUACAAGUCGACCGCCGCCGGGUGUCCAUCUCGGCAAGAGUCCGCCACGCCCAUCGCCCGCCUCGGUGGCGUAUCACAGCGACGAGGAGAGCUUGAAGUGCUACGACGAAAAUCCGGACGACAGCAGCGUGACCGAGAAGCCCUCGGAGGUGAGCAGCUCGGAGGCAUCGCAGCAUUCGGAGAGCGAAAAUGAGAGCGUGCGCAGCGACCCCCACUCCUUUGUGAAUCACUAUGCCAACGUGAAUGACUCACUGCGACAGUCGUGGAAGAAGACCAAGCCGGUGCGAAACUACUCCAGCUACACCGAUUCGGAGCCGGAGGGCAGUGCAGUGAUGAGCCUCAAUGGUGGCCAGAUUAUCGUCAAUAAUAUGGCCAGGUCGAGGGCACCACUGCCCGGCUUCUCGUCAUUCGUCUGACAAUCAACUGAGUUCUAAGAUCUAAGCACCAGUAGCAACGGCACCGUCAUCCGCGAGACCUUCGUCUAGGCUGAGAACGAGGAGGGUCUGGAGAAGGAACCCGGAGCUGGGGGGUUGGCUGGGGCCACUCGAACCCGUUGGAGGACGACACCCACACCCACAUAUCAGACAGGCCCUCCUGCCCUCAGCCCCUCCAGCUCCACGACGAUACGCUGCUACAGGGAUAUACAUAUUACUUAAUACCAGACAUUCAGUAAGAUUAUCUUGUAUGCUUUUAGUUUGAGUUCUUAAAUAUGUGCUUUUUACGUUGGGUUGUGCACUUGCGCGUCUUAAUGUUUUCCGUUUAACUAAAAAUGUUUUAUGCCCAGUACUCCCUAUACUCGUGAAACGUAUAAAUAUGACCAACAGGCCAAGUAUCGCAAGCAUUAAUUGAAGUAAUAUUUUUGAAUAUGCAUAACCUAGUGUAAGAAGCACAUUAUUUUCAGCGCCAGUUUCCCAGCAUGACUGCUCCUAUUUUAUAGUAUUUAUUUUUGGAUGUACAGUGUGAGUGCGAUGCUGCCUGCCACGCCUCCAGAGGUGGCAUUUAUGGAAUAGGGCGCGAAAAAUCGAAUCCAAAUCCUGUGAUAAAACGAUUUCCUCGUGCCCUAAUAAGUUUUUCAAAUGAUUUCCAAGUGUGUUCAGCGCGUGGCAGGUAGUCUGGUCUUUUAAGUGACUGUGAGUGUGAGUGACGUACGCGCUUCGUCUGCGCAAUCUCAUUAUAUAUAAAAUGACAAAAGGUUAUGUUUUAUGUUUAUUUUUUUGUGCGAGAAAACCUAGAAAAUCUACAAGUAUGAAGACAAGGACAAAACACCGAUGCAAUCGGUGGGCUAAGAUUCGAAGAAAACGAGUUCAUGAAACACGCGAAAAAAAUAAUACGCAGUAAACGAAAAUCUUUCUCUUAUAAGAAAAGAUAAGUGUAUUUUUUUGGAAAGGCAUCGGAGAAAGGCUAUAGCCAUGAUCAUGAGAAGAAUAUCUGAGGAAGAUGGCUUUGGAUAUAUUGAUAGGCCAUAUUAUUGCAAUUUCCCUACCACAUAAGUCCACAAACGCAAGCAAAAGUAACACAAAGCAAAGAAACAAACAACAAACAAACAAACGAGCAAACAUGCAAGCAUUCAAAAGCUGCAUAGCACACAAAGAAUCGAAGAAUCGAUUCGGUCAGAGCGCAUGCGUAGCAGAUUUAGCAUUAAGUACGAUCUUCUAGAGGUAAGAUGCAUUUUUUUUGUUAGUUGGGGGCCAGUCUCUACGGAGAGACUUCGCCCUGAUACUCUAGCUCGUAAUUUUCGAUUGUUUAAUCCCCGACGCUUAGAGGUAAUUGUACUCGUGUUUGUAUUUGAACGCGGUUUAUAUUUAUGACUAUAUUUAUAUAUCGAUGUAUACAUGUAUAUCUAAAAACUUAAACGACUGAUUAUAUAUUUUCCCCUGAUUAAUUGUAUACUUAACUCCUUUUUUGUAAACCUACGCAUUAACUACGCUAAGACCACUUUUGCACUUUGGCGCCCGUUGAAAUGAAAACGGAGUGGAAAACGUUUUCCCCAAAUCGCAAGCUAAUUUCAACUUCAAAGACUCGAAGCACAAGUUCAUCUAGUUAAGUAAAUGUAUUUGUAAUUGUUGAAUUGAUGAUUAAAGGAUAGUUCUCCACUAAUUGAGAGGCACGUUUGAUGUGGAGGAGCUUUGGAGAUGAAAAAGGUGGAGCUUAGGGAUCUUCGCUCGUUGCUAGUUGAAAUUCGUGCAGCAAGCGCAAAGUAUUAAAAUAUUGAUAAAUACAAUUUAAAUGUGUAAAUUUAAUUGAUCGAGCAUCCGAAUAUGAAUCAAUAAAAGAACAUGAAAUCCAUGGAA